This is a messenger RNA of Fusarium coffeatum, 627 nucleotides long. RefSeq lists its product as uncharacterized. The record is from RefSeq and is a predicted model, not a curated record. Gene Ontology annotation, cellular component: cytosol. NCBI's taxonomy places the organism in Eukaryota, Fungi, Ascomycota, Sordariomycetes, Hypocreales, Nectriaceae. The transcript has a single exon. The coding region runs from base 1 to 627 and encodes 208 amino acids. Gene Ontology annotation, molecular function: FMN binding; oxidoreductase activity.
AUGGCUGCAACAAAGAACAUCGCGCUCAUUACAGCGAGCACAAGAACCCCCAGAGUAGGCCCGAAAAUUGCCAGCCUUGUCAAUGAGAUCAUUGCUGGCGAUGCAGAGGCAUCGCAAAACACCAAAAUCACGCCUGUCGACGUCGCAGACUUCAACCUUCCUGUCUUCGACGAGGUAAUCAUGCCAGCUCUGGUCCCCAGCAAAGGAAAAUUCACCAAACCUCACGCCAUCGCCUGGAGCGCUGAAAUUGCCAAAUACGACGGAUACAUCUGGGUCAUCCCCGAGUACAACCACGGCAUGGCCUCUGCUACCAAGAACGCUGUUGACUACCUGUACAACGAAUGUAUUGGCAAGGGCGUCGUGGUUAUCAGCUAUGGUAUCGUCGGAGGAAAAUCCGCCAACGAGCAGCUCAAUCACGUACUCAAGGGCAUGAAGCUUCAAGUGGCUGAGACGAGCCCUACCCUUACUUUUCAUGGCAACGCUGGCCCGGAUUUGUGGCUGGCGGGCGCAGGGGAUCUUGGCGAGGAUACGAAGAAGGACAUCAUUUCUGAGACGCCCACGAUUCUCAAGGCUUUUGGUGAAUUGAAGGAAUUGAUGGAGAAGCCUGUACCCAACGGUGAUAGCUAG